UCCCACAGAAGAUCCAGAUGAUUAUAGAGAGCCUCCACAGCACCCAGUCUUCGGACAUGAGCGAAAACAUGCAGACUGAAAAGGCUGCUCAUUCCAGCCACGAGGUUGACUACAAGGGUCAAAUGCGACUCAUGGACACUUCUGCCAGAUCCCGGCGAACAGGAGCAGACACUAAGCCACAGCCCGCCAGAUCUGAUACUGGCGAUGAUUCGGACAGUGAUGAUUCUGUGGACAGAGGCAUUGAUGAGGCCAUUCAGGAGUAUUUGAAGGAGAAGGUGGGGCACAAGCGCAAAGGGGAUCCGAUGGCAAGUUCGCCCCCAGCGCCCAAGCUUCAGCGGAGGGAACCAGCUGUCCAAGAUGCUGCUAAACAACACACACAUUCCAGUAGUGGUAAGGUGCUAACUGCAAGCAAUCAUAUACAGAGAGCCUUAAGUGGGACGCAGCCCCUUAAGAAGAAAGUCAAGAAGAAGAAGCUAAGCAAAGAAAAUCCCUUUAAAAGCAGACACAAACCCAGAGCUAAGAAAGGAUCUUCCUCGUCUUCAGAGAUGGACAGAUCUCCACCUCGUCUCGUCAUUAAAGAGGAAGAGGAAUGGCUCGAUUCAAGCAGCGAUGAUGGAAUUGAAGAGGAGAUUCAGAGAUUCCAGCAAGAGAAAAAACAAAAACAGGAAGGUGACAAAGAUGCCCUGAGAUCUUCACGACAAAGGGACGACUCUGAAUCGAGCAGCGAUGCAGGUAUUGAGGAAGCAAUCCGUCGCUUCCAGGAAGAAAAACACAAGCAGAAGAAAAAGAAAAGUCCUCUCAAAUCUGCCCAACUUGUGCCUGUGCAACGUAGCAAACCAGCCGUCGCUUCUUCUGAUUGCAUGAGCACUGAGCCACUCAAAGCACUGUCCAAGAAGAGCAAGAAGAAGUUGAUAACCAAGAAGUCUAAUCUCCCUACACCACUGGGUGUAAGCCACUUUUUGAACAAGUGUACAUCCCAGGGCUCUAAAGUCAUAGGGUGUGCACCACCCCCUUCAAACUCGAAACAAACCCACACUGAACAUCAGAUCCAUUCCAGCCUGAAGGUCAACACUGCUGAGCUGAUGUGUGCUGAAGCUAUUCUAGACAUCUCCAAAACCGUCAUGCCCGAGGUGUUUGAGUCCAACUUAAACAUUGCUAACAGAAAUUUGCUUCAGAUGCCAACAUUCCCCACUGUUGCACCAUCUGCAGAUAAAAGUGAUGAAAGCUCUGUUGACAGUGAGGACGGCAUUGAACAAGAGAUAAGGAAAUUUUUGGAGCAUAAAGCAAAGAUGAACAAAGAGCUUCCAACAACAACAGUUGCACCUCCACAAGCUUCAGGAGAUCCCACUGCAAGCAAAGAGCCAAAGAAGAAGAUGAAGGAAACCCAGCCGAAUAAAUCAGUGAGGCUCUCCCUGUCAAAAAAACGCAAGUUCAAAGAAGUACAAAGCAACCUUCUAGAGAUGGUGACUUUGGUUAUGAAUAUUAAAGAGGAGCCUCCAGGGACACCUCUAAAUCAUAGUGACUCCACCAGACCAGAGCUUUCAACUACACCCACUGUGACAUCCCAUUCAAGUAGUCUAACCACCAUGAAAAUCAGCAAACCGAAGCAGAACUCCCCACCUCGCAAGGUAUGUCCAGUCCGAAGACUGCUAUUGGCUCAGAGAGAAAAUGACAGCAGUGGCAAAAGCAGCUCCCUGGACAGUGACGAGGAUCUAGAUGCCGCAAUUAAAGACUUGCUUAAGACAAAGAAAAAAGUCAAAAAGAAAGUGAGGGACAUGAAGGUGAGAAAAAGCACCAGACCUUCCGAGGGUUCAUCUUUGGAUGCUAUGAAAAAACAGAAACCUUUUACAGACCUGAAGAGUAUCCCUUCCAAGCUUGUUAAGUCUGGCAUCUUGAAAGGUGGCAAAGAAACACUCAACAUUCAGAGCAAAAAUGACAAGGGUCAUAAAGCAAAAGCAGUUAAAGGCAAAUCAGAAGUCCAGAACAUCAAAGAAUCUAAAAGCCCUGCACAACCUGACAAGGUGACUGGUAAUGGUGGGAUUCCUAAGACUCAAGAUGUGGACAUACCUUCUUCCAGUCUGCAUGCAGAAGACGACGACAGUUCUGUGGACAGCGAUGAUAGCAUUGAGCAAGAGAUCAGGAGAUUUCUAGCUGAAAGAGCCAAGGAGUCUACACCUCUCACCGCAAACACCAAACAGGAGGAAGAGGGCCAUUCUGAAACUCCAGUUUCUGCUUCAGCAUCAACCUCUGGUAGACUCUUCAAAAGUGAAACACAAGCGGAAUCCAUGGGCACACCUGCAAGAUCCGCGGAUACACCUGUAGAACUCAACGAGGGACCAGUCCUGACACCUGGCAGCUCUUGCAUUAUGGGUUGUAGGAGGACCGAAAGUCAAAAAUUUGAGAUCUCGACCCCAAGAGAUCCAAAGAACGGCAGCUCCCAGACAGGAAAGGACACUCCAACAACUCAUACCAUCAAACCCAACUCCUUCACUACGCCCUCUGUGAGCUCAGAGAUGCCCCGACCAUCAGGUCAUCAACACCAGAACCUAUUCCUGAUGAGACCCGUUAACAGCAGUAUGAGCGACGUCAAGGAACUUUCCUCGGCAGACGGUAAUGACCUUGCCGUCAGCCGCCAGAGGGUACAGUUAGCCACUAGGAUACCUUUGAAGGAUGUCAUUAGUUCUCUUUGUCUCUCGCCUAUCUCGAAACCUCAAAUUAGUUCCUGUGCUGUCACCAGUGGUGACCUCUCGACCUCAGCGCCCCCUGGGGGCAGGACAGAGGGACUUUACUUGCAUAACCGCCUUAAAAGGGACCGACCCCUCUCUGAUAGACCACACUUAUCCCCCGCAACCUCACACCUGUGCCAGCCCACCCCUGUACUGCACCCCCACCAGGUCGGCAGUGUAAUCCAGGUACAACGGGACCAGGCUGCUUUCCCAACGCCCUUAGCAAAAACAAACCACCUGCAGGUCAGCCAGAUUGAGCCGACUGAGUCCACUGCAUGUUUAGGAGCGAGACAAAGGGAGGGAGGAAGUGUUAGCAAGGAAGAGAAAGAGCAGGAAGAUGAGGAAGAGAAAUGUGUUGAUGAGACAGAUGUAGAGUCAGAUGAGGAAAGGAAAGAUCAGAAGACAAAAGACAGGAAGACGCAGCCCCAUAAUCAGUCUUUGUCCACCUCUAUAGAUCCAGGGUUGUUGUUAAGUCCAUAUAUUGCCCUGGACACAGAAGAGAGGAGUCUGAAAUUCCAAACCAGGCGCCUUCAUAUUCAAAAGCAGCUAGAGGUACAUAAAAAGACUGUAUUAAAAAUUCAUGCAUUUACUUGCACACACACAAACAUUUAUGUAACACAGAUUUGAUCCACCUAGUGCUUGUGAGUGAAUAUAUAGCCUACCUGAUGGUUGAGUUUAUGAUUGUUUGCCAAAAGGUCUGUGUGUGUGUGUGUUGUAGGAAAGCAAAACAGUUAAACGAAGGCUGCAGUUUGUGAUCAAUGUGACCAGGUAAAUACACUUGCACAGAUAAUACAGGACAUAAUGCAUUCUUCUCACUUUACUUGAUAUAAAACGACGGCUCAGUUUAUAGCGGUUAAUAUAAAACGACGUAUUUAGAUACUUUAUGGUUAUUAAGCAUUAGUGGAUCUUGUCUAUGAUGUUUGGUUUUAUUACAGGUAAACUGAAGCCGCUGGAAAAUAUGAGGUUCACGUGUUCAGA
Molecule: messenger RNA, 3704 nt
Organism: Cyprinus carpio (common carp)
Lineage: Eukaryota; Metazoa; Chordata; Actinopteri; Cypriniformes; Cyprinidae
Product: protein phosphatase 1 regulatory subunit 26-like
Biological process (GO): negative regulation of phosphatase activity
Molecular function (GO): protein phosphatase inhibitor activity
Source: RefSeq, a predicted model, not a curated record